CCAUGUCCUCCCAAUGGCUAUGGUCAUAGAAAACGGGCAAAGUAGCUAACACGAAAUUUGACCUUCCCUAGUGACUCCCCCACACCCACACCAAUGACCUUCCUCGAAACCCAACCCUCAGUCCCCCUUGCCACGGGCUUCAAACCCCAGGUCAAAGUCCUGAGCCGAAAACCCGCGCCCCGAACAAUCGCCCGGCGCGACCCCGUCACCGGCCUCCUCUCCCACCUCUCCCUCGCCGACGACGACGCCGACGACCAGCACGCCGAGAAGAAGCCGCAGCUCACGCCCGAGGAGAUUCGCGCCAAGCAGCAGCGCGAGCUCGAGGAGAAGCAGCGGCGGUACGAGGAGGCGCGCGCAAAGAUCUUUGGCGAAUCGAACCCUUCCUCUGGCGCCUCGAGCCCGAGUGGGACAGUCACUCCACCUAGAGGGGGAGGAGGAGGCGCCGAGAACGAAAGAGGUGGAGGGCGCGGCCGUGGACGAGGACGCGGUCGCGGCGGCGGCGGUGGUGGAUACCGAGGGAACUCGAAUCGACAAGAUGACCUACGACGACCUGGCAGUAGCAGAUCCGACGCCGUUCGCGCCGAGAGCGGUCGUGAGCUCUACGACCCCGGAUACGCACCCCGAGGCGGCUUCGGGAUGCAGAAGCGUGGGGGCGGCGACGGCCCACACACGUACAACACAUACAACCCGCAUUCUUCUGGGCGUUCGACCCCGAGAGACGUCGAGGACCAGCCCAAGCAGGCCAUUCGAGCUCCACGCGGACCGGAUGGGACUGGACGAGGUGGAUUCGGCUUCGCCAAGCGAGGCACAAAGGAAGGAUGAAAUUAUUACUAUGCUAAUUUUGCCUCUUCCCUGU
This is a messenger RNA of Colletotrichum acutatum, 856 nucleotides long. RefSeq lists its product as uncharacterized. Lineage: Eukaryota; Fungi; Ascomycota; Sordariomycetes; Glomerellales; Glomerellaceae. The coding region runs from base 94 to 822 and encodes 242 amino acids. The record is from RefSeq and is a predicted model, not a curated record. The transcript has a single exon.